This is a messenger RNA of Lampris incognitus (smalleye Pacific opah), 4778 nucleotides long. Its product is annotated as C-terminal-binding protein 2-like. Bases 909 to 2219 code for a protein of 436 amino acids. The record is from RefSeq and is a predicted model, not a curated record. The transcript has 9 exons. Gene Ontology annotation, molecular function: NAD binding; transcription corepressor activity; oxidoreductase activity, acting on the CH-OH group of donors, NAD or NADP as acceptor. NCBI's taxonomy places the organism in Eukaryota, Metazoa, Chordata, Actinopteri, Lampriformes, Lampridae.
AGGAGCGCUGCACCUCUCAAUUUGACUGGUGCUUGUGAAGGGAUUUUUUUCCUUCUCUCCUCCCCCCCCCUCCCUUUUCCUGUGUUUUUAUCUCCCUUUCUCUUCUCUCUUUUCUCGCGCCUAGCCGUGGCUCCCUCUCAUUUUCUCAGUCUUUUUUUUUCUUUUCCUUUUCAUUUUUCCUCUCCUUUCUCCGGCUGACUCGCAACAAAGGCUGACGGAGUAAGCCUGACGUUUUGAGUGAAUAGCCCAAACCCGGCGUGAAGGGAGAGGAGAGAGAAACGGAGACGGAGAGCGAGCGAGCGAGCGAGAGAGAGAGAGAGCGACGGAGAGAGAAGUGGAGAGAGAGCAGUGGAAACGAGAUCUAAGUCGGCUGGAGAAGAGGAGAGAACGGAGAUAGAGAAAGCAAAGAAGUGGCAAGUGGUGAUUUCCGGCUGAAGACGAAUAGGGAGCGUACCCCCCCCUCCCCACCCCCCCUUCGGAGAUAAAAGGAGUUGUUGCAACCAUCACCGCCACCCCUGCGGGGUGACGAUCAUAGCGCUUGCUUCCCCCCCUGCACCUCCCCUACCCCUUUACCCCCCCCUGCCCCCACCUCUGCCACCGUCCAUUUUGCCGUCAAGGGUGCCAAUGUCCUAGAAAGAAAAAGGGGGAAAAAAUGGAGCUUCUGGGGGUAAGGUGAAGGAGGAAGACAACAUUUUGGAGGACGACCAAACGUGGAAAAAUAGAAGAGGGAGGAAGAAAAGAGGGACUGCAGGGGAGAGAAAGGACUCCGCGGUUGGUGGAGAAGACUGAGAGGAGAACCCCAGGACAAUCCUGUGAGAAUCAACCAACAUAUUUUUUUUCUUUUCUUUUUUUUGUGGACCGCUCUGCCACUUCCUGGCCUUUGCCAUGAGCAGCUCCUAAUUUCAAGAAUGUGGAGACAACAUUUUCCAGGUAUUCGACCCCAGAUCAUGAACGGGCCCAUGCACCCGCGCCCCCUGGUGGCGCUUCUGGAUGGGCGCGACUGCACUGUGGAGAUGCCCAUUCUCAAAGAUCUGGCCACCGUGGCUUUCUGCGAUGCCCAAUCCACACAGGAGAUCCACGAGAAGGUGCUGAAUGAGGCGGUGGGGGCCAUGAUGUACCACACCAUCACUCUCACCAGAGAAGACCUGGAGAAGUUCAAGGCCUUACGCAUCAUCAUCCGUAUCGGCAGCGGCUAUGACAACAUUGACAUCAAGGCCGCUGGGGAACUAGGCAUUGCGGUGUGUAACAUCCCCUCAGCAGCUGUAGAAGAAACGGCAGACUCGACGCUUUGUCACAUUCUCAACUUGUACCGGCGAAACACCUGGCUCUACCAGGCUCUCCGGGAGGGCACCCGGGUCCAGAGCGUGGAGCAGAUCCGCGAGGUGGCGUCGGGAGCGGCCAGGAUCCGGGGCGAGACGCUUGGGCUCAUCGGCUUUGGUCGUUCGGGCCAGGCAGUCGCAGUGCGAGCCAAAGUGUUUGGCUUCAAUGUCAUCUUCUAUGACCCCUACCUGCAGGACGGCCUGGAGCGCUCGUUGGGCGUCCAGCGUGUCUACACCCUCCAGGACCUGCUGUACCAGAGUGACUGCGUCUCCCUCCACUGCAACCUGAAUGAACACAACCAUCACCUCAUCAAUGACUUCACUAUCAAACAGAUGCGUCAGGGUGCUUUCCUGGUCAACUCGGCAAGGGGGGGCCUAGUGGAUGAGAAAGCCCUGGCUCAGGCCCUGAAGGAGGGCAGAAUACGGGGGGCUGCCCUGGAUGUCCAUGAAUCAGAACCCUUCAGUUUUGCCCAGGGUCCCCUGAAGGAUGCCCCAAACUUGAUCUGUACACCCCACACCGCCUGGUACAGUGAACAGGCCUCAUUGGAGAUGAGAGAGGCUGCUGCCACCGAAAUACGCCGAGCCAUCACAGGUCGUAUCCCCGACAGUCUACGAAACUGCGUCAAUAAGGAGUUCUUUGUCACCACGGCACCCUGGGGAAUGAUGGAGCAGCAGCCGCCUCAAGUUCACCCUGAGCUCAAUGGCGCCGCCUACAGGUACCCCCCUGGUAUGGUGGGCGUAGCUCCUGGUGGGAUCUCUGGGCCAAUGGAAGGGAUGGUGCCUGGGGGUUUACCCAUCAACCACAUUCUGCCCUCUGGUACCCAUCCCUCUCAGGCCCCCUCCCCAAAUCAACCCUCAAAACAUGGCGACCCCAUGAGAGAGCACAUGACCGAGCCAUAGGACUGCUGAAGUCGAAGUUAAUGGGCUAAUCCCCAUUGAAUACUAUAACCAACAAACAACCCACAUGACCAUUAAAACGAAAUACUUGACCUAGCCACCUGAACUUACCAGCAGACUGCCCGCCAGCCAAUCUUUCACGUGUGUUUUUGUAUGAAACAACCAAACUCAAGUGAGGACAGUGGAUAUUACACAUGAGCACUGCCACUUUAAGGCUGGAACUGACCAUCAAUUACAUGCUCUGAACAACUGAAUUAUUUUUUUUUCUGUUCACGUCUUGAUUGUCUUUGGCUCAAGUGUUAUUCUUUUUUUUUGUUUUUUGUAUUAAGAUGUUUUGCCAGGAGAUUCCUUCCGAGUUCUGGGACAUGUUGACGAUACCACAUGCAGGACAGAUGUCCCGCCCCUCCUUCUCUGGCUUAUCGGGCCAGAGGAGAGCUUGGAAAGAUAAUGACUUCAUAUGUUGCAGGACAAGCCUCCUUUUCCCCAUCCUCACUUUUUAAUUUUGGAUCAAAUGUGUCCGUGUUGUUAUUACUAUUUUUUCCCCCUCCGAUUUCUUCAGUCCAUCUUAUUUUCCGUGUCCCUCUUGCAAGUGUAUAAUAUCUCUUUCUGUUCUUCGGUGUGAGUAAUAAAUGAAUUUAAGGUUGCGUGUAUACUUGUCAGACAGCUAGGAAAAGUUAGCUCACCAGUGGCAUUGGCAAUUUCCGUAGAAAUCUGCACCCCCCCCAUCUUCACCCCGCCUUUCACCGUACUACUGGGUGGUUGCCCCUGAAUGUAGAGAAAGGAUGCAGGAUACAGGGCGACAACUGGGGGUUUCCAGUUGCAGGCGUAGGAGUAUUCUGGCCUAUGAGAGAAGUUGCCCAUAUAAACCAAAAUGAAAAAUAAAUAAAUAAAUAAAUAAAAAUCAGUAAGUGGGAAUGAGGACUGCUGGUAGUAGUUAGUUUUAUAUUGUAUGUUGACUGAUACAUCACCUCAAGUAAAUUUUGCUGUCGUGAUUUAUCAAAAUAUUGAAUUGAUCUGAAGCGGCUAUAGCAGGUUAUCACCAUGACGACACGUGUCUAAAAUGUGAUGUUUCCACGUCAGAAGGACCAUGCACUGUAGCAGCACCAGCUAGACAGUCAAUCAGACAGGAGAUGGUUUGGGGAAAAACAAAAAACAGAUUGCUUACUGACUCAGGAAAAAAAAAGGGAAAAAAAAACGCUAAAUGUAUCUUUUCCCCCCCAGAAUCAGAACAGGAAACAAAUAAUAAUAAUUUAAAAAAAAAAGUCUGGAAUUUUACUUUUCACGUCUCCCUCCUUUUCUCCGUUGUGGUAUUUUUAUAUAUCAAAAGGUAUGUUUUGGUGUUCAAGGUUUUGCAGUCUUACUAGAUUUGUAUUGCCUUGUUAAAUGUUCUUAUAAACAUAGUCUUAUGUGAUCCGCCCUGUCUUAAUAGUUUCCUCUUUGUUUUCUUCUCUUAAUAAAAGACGUUCAGCUGGAGAUGUGCAACAACAUCACCUGUCCCUCUAGCAGCUGUGAUGCUAGCAAGAGAAGGCUGCUAGCAGAUUGUCUUUUUUUGGUUUUGUUGUUUUUGUUUUUUUUUUGGGUUCUUUUGUUGUUUUUUUGUUUUUUUUUUAAAGUGUAAGUAUUUGUAUUCGUUUCUUGUAAAAGGUGAACUUAUAGCAUACAGUGCAGUUCAAACAAUAAAUAAAACAUACUGCUCUAAUAAUAAUCCUCUCUGGGAAAUUUGUGGGACGCUGGUUGUGCUUCACCUUCAACUGUUGUAAAAUGUCUAAAACGAGGGUUUUGCAUGACGCACGGUUGUUUAAGUGGAAAAACAUCUCUUUAAUAUGGAGCAGAAUGCAGACUUAGUAGUUGGACAUUCAAAAAGGUCUUUCAUAUGUAUAAGAAAGCCACUUUAUUUUGUCAUUGUACAGGUUACAAUCUAUUUGUUCUCUGCAUUUAACCCAUCCUAUUGUAUAGGAGCAGUGAGCAGCUGCAGCGCCUGGUGACCAACACCAGUUCUUCUUUCCAUUGCCUUGCUCAGGGGCACAGACAGGAGUAUUAACCCUAACAUGCAUGUCUUUUUGAUGGUGGGAGGAAACCAGAGCACCCGGAGGAAACCCACUCAGACACGGGGAGAACAUACGAGCUUCACACAGAGGACGGCCCGGAAUGACCCCCCAAGGUUGGACAACCCCGGGGUUUGAACCAAGGACCUUUUUGCUGUGAGGCGACCGCGCUAACCACUGUGCCACCAUAUAUAAAAUCUAGUGAGUCAUGUAAAUUCUUUGAGCCAGUACAAGCCUGUUUUAUGCCAUAAGCAAUCUACAGCUGUCAUAUAUAUAUAUAUAUAUAUAUAUAUAUAUAUAUAUAUAUAUAUAUAUAUCAGUGUUGUAGUACUCGAGUCCAGGACUUUCAGGACUUGGACUUGAGCACUGAUGACUCAGACUCGAACACUGGGGACUUGAGACUCGACUCGGGACUCGAUGUUUAGUGACUCGACUACAACACUGGUGUGUGUGUGCACAUGCUUGCGAGUGCAUUUGUUUUGCUAUUGUGUCACAAAGUAAAUAAACUCCCUUUGAA